Molecule: messenger RNA, 2300 nt
Organism: Hemiscyllium ocellatum (epaulette shark)
Lineage: Eukaryota; Metazoa; Chordata; Chondrichthyes; Orectolobiformes; Hemiscylliidae
Product: guanylate-binding protein 1-like
Exons: 8
Coding region: 44-1669 (541 amino acids)
Molecular function (GO): GTP binding; GTPase activity
Source: RefSeq, a predicted model, not a curated record
CUCGUUGGGAUCCACCAUCCAGUCCCACACGAAGGGGAUCUGGAUGAUGUGUGUGCCUCACCCAGUCCGGCCCGAUCACUGCCUCAUCCUAUUGGACACUGAAGGCCUGGGAGAUGUGGAGAAGGGCGAUCCGACCAACGAUUCCUGGAUUUUUGCUCUCGCUGUGCUCCUGAGCAGUAUGUUGGUCUAUAACAGCAUGGGCACCAUCGACCAGUACGCAAUGGACAAGCUCCAUUAUGUCACCGAACUGACCGAGCUGAUCAAAGUGAAAGCGACAGGAGGGGAGGACGAGUCCACGGAGUUUGCUCGUUUCUUCCCAGCCUUUGUCUGGUCCGUGCGGGAUUUCACCCUGGAUUUGACCUUGGAGGGCAGGAAGGUGACGGAGGAUGGGUACCUGGAGAAUGCUCUCAAACUGAAACACGGUGCCAGUCCCAAUGUCCAGAAAUAUAACCUGCCGAGGGAGUGCAUCAGGAAUUACUUCCCCACGCGCAAGUGUUUUGUCUUCGACAGACCUGCUGAUAAAGACACCAUGAGGAACAUGGAGGAGGUUCCAGACUCCUGUCUAGAUGCUGCGUUUGUGAAUCAGGCCCAGAGAUUUGUUCAGUACGUUUACAGAACGGCACAGACCAAGACCCUGAAAGGAGGGUAUCCAGUGACUGGGCAGAUGCUGGGAGCCCUGGUGCUGACCUACGUGGACUCUAUCCGGAGUGGACACCUGCCUUGCCUUGAGAGUGCGGUGCACACACUGGCCGAUAUUGAGAACACAGCUGCAAUCCAAGAGGCAGCGCAGGCCUACGGGAAAUGGAUGGGGGAGAGGGUGACCCUCCCCACGGAGACAGUGAAGGAACUCUCGGAGAUCCAUAACCAGGUUCACCCUGAGGCUCUGCAGCUCUUCAUGAGGCGCUGUUUCAAGGAUGAAGGCCAGAGAUACCAACAGGAGUUUACGAAAGAAGUGGCUGCCAUUUACGCCGACAUUUCUGAGAAGAACAGGGAAUUGUCCACGGAUAUCUCCAACAGGAUCAUCUUGGAUCUGGGAGCUGGGAUCCAGGAGAAGAUCCGAAUCGGAUCUUACACGAAGCCAGGGGGAUACUCGGAGUAUGAGAAGGACAUGGCAGAGCUCGUGAGGAAAUACCGAGCGACACCACGGAAAGGAGUCCAGGCUCAGCAAGUUCUUCAGGACUUCCUGGCAAUGAAGCAGCAGCUCUCGGACUCCAUCCGACAGGCUGACCAGACCAUGACCACCUCACAGAAGGAGAUCCAAGCUGCACGGGAGAGGGCAGAAGUGGCAGAACAGCAGCAGAGAGCGAAGGAAGAGGAGAAACGUGCAGCUGAGCAACGCCUGGUGGAUGAGAGGAGGGCGGCCGAGGUGAAUUUGGAUCAGCUGAAAGAGAAAGCCAAGCAGGAGCAGGCCCGACUGGUCCAGGAACACGAGAGGCUCCUGACCCAGAGGCUGCAGGAGCAGGACAAGCUGGUGAAGGAAGGGUUCCAGGGCCGGGCAGACGCUCUGCAGCGAGAGAUCGACGCUUUGAAAGUGGAGAAGAAACAGGCAGCAUCCCCUUCCUUGGUGGAUGUGGUGAUCGACACGUCCAUUCUCGCAGCUCCCGGAUUUUUCAAAGUUAUCCCAAUCGCUGCCAAAGUGGGCAAGUUUCUGUGGGACAAGUUCUGGUGAGCGUAAUCUGUGUCCCCAAACCGUGAAACCCAAACCCCUCACCACCCCCCCCCCCCACACACACACACACACACACACCACACACACCACACACACACCCCCUCACACACACACACACACACACACCCUCACACACCCCCCCACACACACACACACACACACACACACCCUCACACACCACACACACACACACACUCUCUCUCUCUCUCCUGCAUCCCACAGAUAUAUAAGUCUAUGGGUGAACUGGUGUUUGCAAAAUAAUAUUUACAGAUACAUUCUAUUUCCCUCAAAAUCUGCCUAACCUCCAGGCAGCCAAUGCAGGCCGUCUAUCCUGAUGAAGGGCAAAUGCCUGAAACGUGGAUUCUCCUGCCCCUGGGAUGCUGCCUGACUGACUGUGCUUUUCCAGCAUCACCCUCUCGACAGUCACUCCUCCCAAUAUCAUGGAAAUUCCACUUUAGACAUCGAACCAGUCUGACUCAAGGUUGGGACAGACUCGAACCUUACCCCAUGAAUGCAGGGUCUGAGCUGAGAUGGGACCUUCUGUUAUAAAACCUUAUCUUGAGAUUGUGAGUGAAACAAACUCCUGGAAUUGACAUAUUAAAGAACUGAAAUCAGCAGAGCCAUUCGAAAA